Molecule: messenger RNA, 759 nt
Organism: Cylicostephanus goldi
Lineage: Eukaryota; Metazoa; Nematoda; Chromadorea; Rhabditida; Strongylidae
Source: the annotation of a GenBank genome assembly
AUGUGUACGAGUAACAGACUACGGCUGAGUGAUUUCAAAGACCUAGAAGAAAUUGGUCGCGGCGGGGUUGGGGUUGUUUAUGCGGCCACUCAGCCAAAUGGUGAUCGCGUGGCUCUCAAAAAGAUCUGCUCUCGUGCCGCAGCCGAACGUAUCAAAAAUGAAAUUAGAGCCAUACGUUGUUUGCGGCAUCCGAAUAUUGUUCAGUUCUUCGAAGAUUUUGUCGAAGGUGGUGAUACUUAUGUAGUUAUGGAAUUGUGCCCAUUAGGGUCAAUGCGCGCUUACGUGAAGAAAAAUGGGCCUCUCAGCGAUAAAGCAGCCGCAUACGUAUUACGUCAAAUUAUCUGCGCUGUGAAAUACAUGCAUCGUGAAGGAGUUCUUCAUCGUGAUUUGUCGUCUGGAAAUGUUCUUAUCAGCAGGAUAUUCUCUCCAGAGAAGAUAUCUGUGAAACUUUGCGAUUUUGGGCUUGCUACCCAUUUGAAAAAAGGAGAGACAGCUUGUACUGUUGUUGGAACUCCUGGAUAUAUAGCUCCUCAGGUUUUCAAACAAGAAUACGAUCAAGCUGCUGAUGUUUAUUCUAUGGGUGGUGUACUGUACACCAUGCUGACAGGGAAUGAUCCACCUUCUAAAGGUGCUAUGCGAUUUGACGGUCUUGGCUUAUCUGCUGUUGAGCUAAUAGAAAGUAUGAUGGAAGAAGACGCUUCAAAGCGCAUUGCUUUGAAUGGUUCGUGCAUGGUUGUGCUCUGUUCUAUACGACCUUGA